Messenger RNA from Megalobrama amblycephala (Wuchang bream), 1995 nucleotides. RefSeq names its product gastrula zinc finger protein XlCGF8.2DB-like. Gene Ontology annotation, biological process: regulation of transcription by RNA polymerase II. Gene Ontology annotation, molecular function: RNA polymerase II cis-regulatory region sequence-specific DNA binding; DNA-binding transcription activator activity, RNA polymerase II-specific. Lineage: Eukaryota; Metazoa; Chordata; Actinopteri; Cypriniformes; Xenocyprididae. The transcript has a single exon. Bases 94 to 1245 code for a protein of 383 amino acids. Gene Ontology annotation, cellular component: nucleus. The record is from RefSeq and is a predicted model, not a curated record.
UGGCAUAAAGAUCUUAAAAGCUUGAACCCCGAUAAAUGCUGCUUGCAGCUUUAAUAUGACUAUUGUAAUUUUAACUGGUGCCAGGAUCAGUUCAUGUGUUCAUCUGGAGCCCUGAUGAUUGACCUCUUUCUUUCUGCCAUGAAACUGUGGGUCACUUGUGUUUCUUAUUUGUCUGAAUUGAUUUUAGACAUGAUGGAAGUGAAAGUGGAGUGUGAAGAACUGAAUGUAGUGGAGGAGGAUCAUCAGUAUCAGAGACCUCAGAAGGUCAUAACAGGAGAAAAGUCGUCACAGUCCGAAAGCGAUUUCUCUCAGAAAAGAACAGGAGCCAAAAAACCACCAUUCAUCUGCCCUCAGUGUGGGAAGUGUUUCACACUCAAAGUGAACCUUAAAAGCCACAUCAAAAUUCACACCGGAGAGCGUGAUUUCACCUGUCUGCAGUGCGGCAGCAGCUUCUUCAAAAACACAGAUCUGAAGAGACACCUGCAAACACACACCGGAGAGAAGCCGUUCAGCUGCCCUCACUGCGGGAAGAGCUUCACACGCAAAGAGAGCCUGGAGAAUCACAUCCGGAUCCACACCGGAGAGAAGCCGUUCAGCUGCCCUCACUGCGGGAAGAGCUUCACACGCAAAGAGAGCCUGGAGAAUCACAUCCGGAUCCACACCGGAGAGAAGCCUUUCACCUGCCUGCUGUGCGCCAAGAGCUUCAUACGCAAAGGACACUUUAAGAACCACAUGCGCAUUCACUCCGGACAGCGUCCGUGCACGUGUCACGAGUGUGGGAAGAGCUUCACGCAGGCCACCAUCCUCAAAAACCACCAGCACUCGCACUCGGGAGAGAGACCGUUCAGCUGCGGCCAGUGCGGUAAAAGCUUCAUUUCAGCGAAGCACCUGAAGAUCCACCAGAAAAUUCACCAGAAGCUUUUCUUGUGCUCUUUCUGUGGAAAGAUGUUCUCGCAGCUGGGCUACCUGAAAGAGCACCAGAAAAAAGCUCACAUGUGCUCGGUGUGCGGGAACAGCUUCUCUAGAGCCAAAUAUCUGAAAGAGCAUCAGAAGGUCCAUACGGGAGAGAAACCCUACAAGUGCUCACAUUGUGACAAGAGCUUCAGUCAGUCGGGGAACCUGAAAAUACAGGAGAGAGUUCACACCGGAGAGAAGCCGCACCGCUGCCCGCCAUGUGGAAGGAGUUUCGUCACAUCCAGCGCUCUGCUGUCUCAUCGAAGGAAAUGUCGCCAAAAGUUGUCGUAGAGAGCAAGAGUCAAUAGUGUGAAAUUCAGAUGAACUGAAGAGUCAUUGUGCAAGAUCAAUUGCUUCUACAUCUUUGUGCACAGCUACAUUAAUCAUGUUAACUGUGUGCAGUGCCAUUCGUUUACAUCCACAUAUUUAUAUGCGAACUUUGGAAUAUUGCAAUAAAAAGUGUUGUAUGGAAAUGCCAAGAUGCACAUAAAUUUUAAAAUGUGCAUAAAAAACAUAUGAACUCAACUGAGGCAGAUAAUUGUGUUAUCCGAUAAGAAGACUAUGAUGGAAGCUACGAUGCAAACGCAUUUUCCAAAUAAAUCCAUCGAUGCGUAACAGAAGCUCACAUACCUUUGCCUCAACAGAGGCUGUGAUUGGAUAACUGGACUAACCAGUGGACCAAUCGCAUCUCAGCAUCUCAAAUGUUGAUUUGGUGGUUCUGAAAUGCCUGAGCCAAAGUCUGUCAUCAGAAUGAUUUGGUUUAAUUCCCUCCGGAAGUGUCUCACGUGAGCAUCCGAAUGCAAGAGAACAUGACAGCGUUUAUUGUGUUUCAUCUGCCGCUCUGAGACGCAACUCAUUUAUGAUGCAGGAAAAAAGAGCCAAUUGCAGCAACUUACAUUUUUAUUACUGAUAUUUUGCACCAACUUCCCAGGAAGUGACAAUUCUGUUCUCUUGAACACAUGGAAAUUUUGCUUUUUUUUUUGUAAAUGUUUUAUGCCAUAUUCCAAUUUUGCAUAUAAGUUAAAUGGCUAAUAUUUAACA